AUGAGCGAGAGGCGGAGGUCGGCGGUGGCCCUCAGCUCCCGGGCGCACGCAUUCUCGGUCGAAGCCUUGAUUGGGACGAAUAAAAAGAGGAAACUGCGGGACUGGGAGGACAAGGGGCUGGAUUUGUCCAUGGAAAGCCUCAGCCCCAAUGGCCAGCUGGGCGACGGCGAGGACCCGACGCAAUGCCUGGACCUCAAUCCCGACUCAGAGCAGAGCACUGGGUCAGACACAGAGGUGUUGGCAGAAAGAACAUCUUGCUCAUUUGGCUCCCAUUCUGACCUUACAUCUGGUGGAUCAGGUCCUCAGCCUCCUCCACCUUCAUCCAUGGAAGAGAUCCAGGUAGAACUGCAGUGUGCUGACCUCUGGAAAAGAUUUCAUGACAUUGGGACAGAGAUGAUCAUCACGAAAGCAGGCAGGAGAAUGUUUCCAGCCAUGAGGGUGAAAAUCACAGGUUUGGAUCCUCACCAGCAGUAUUAUAUUGCUAUGGACAUUGUACCUGUGGAUAACAAGAGAUACAGGUAUGUGUACCACAGCUCCAAAUGGAUGGUGGCUGGCAAUGCUGACUCUCCAGUGCCCCCAAGGGUUUACAUCCACCCGGACUCAUUGGCUUCUGGAGACACGUGGAUGAGGCAGGUGGUCAGUUUUGACAAGCUCAAGCUGACCAACAAUGAACUUGAUGAUCAAGGACAUAUAAUUUUACAUUCAAUGCAUAAGUACCAGCCUCGUGUUCACGUCAUCCGCAAGGAUUUCAGCAGUGAUCUUUCUCCAACAAAGCCAGUUCCCUCAGGAGAUGGAGUGAAAACCUUCAACUUCCCUGAGACUGUCUUCACCACAGUGACAGCCUACCAGAAUCAACAGAUCACCAGAUUAAAAAUUGACAGAAACCCUUUUGCUAAAGGCUUCAGAGAUUCUGGGAGAAACAGGACAGGGCUGGAGGCCAUCAUGGAGACCUACGCCUUCUGGAGGCCCCCUGUGCGCACCCUCACCUUUGAGGAUUUCACCACCAUGCAGAAGCAGCAAGGAGGCAGCACAGGCACCUCCCCAACAACCUCCAGCACAGGGACUCCAUCACCCUCUGCUUCCUCUCACCUUCUCUCUCCAUCCUGCUCCCCUCCAGCCUUCCAUCUGGCCCCCAACACUUUCAAUGUUGGUUGCCGGGAGAGUCAGCUUUGCAACCUCAACCUGUCUGACUAUCCUCCAUGUGCCAGAAGCAACAUGGCUGCCCUGCAGAGCUACCCAGGGCUGGGCGACAGUGGCUACAACCGGCUGCAGAGUGGCACUGCUUCUGCCUCACAGCCCUCCGAAAGCUUCAUGCCUCAGAGGACUCCAUCUUUGAUCUCAGGAAUGCCAACUCCUUCUUCUCUGCCCAGCAACAGCAAGAUGGAGGCCUACAGCAGCCAGCUAGGGUCCUUCCCCAGCUCCCAGUUUCAGUAUGUCAUGCAAGCAAGCAACCCUGCAUCCAGUUCUUCUUCUUCACACAUGUUUGGUGGCAGCCACAUGCAGCAGAGCUCCUACAAUGCCUUCUCCCUGCACAAUCCCUACAACCUCUAUGGAUACAAUUUCCCUGCUUCUCCAAGGCUAGCAGCAAGCCCAGAGAAACUCACCACUUCCCAAAGCACUUUACUCUGCUCUUCCCCAUCCAGCGGGGCCUUUGGAGAGAGGCAAUACCUUUCCACAGGGAUGGAUCAUGGUAUGCACAUGAUCAGUCCUCCCGCUGGCAACCAGCAGACAGCCAAUGCCUGUGACAACAGACAGUAUGGUGCUGUUCAGGGCUCCUCCUCACAGAUGUCUGUGCACAUGGUCUAACCAGCAAUGCCUCUCCUUGUCAUGGAAGGCAAUUGGACCUUCAUUGUUUCCAUGGAUAAACCCAUCCUAGUACCCUUUUCCCUUCAAACUUAUAGAGGAACUAGUAUUGUCAUGAUAAAUUAGAACACAGACCAUCUAGGUAUGCGCCACCGAACCUCGUGGAAAACCUUCACUGACAGCCAUUGCAGCUUGUUGAAAUCCAGGGCCUCUGGACCUGGCAUGGAGUGUCUGCUCCUUCUGGACAUUGCAGAGAGAAGGGCAGGACUUUAAUAAGAAGCUGGAGUGAAGAAACCAAAUAUACAGUUUAUGCAUUAACUCUCAGCUAGUGUGAGCUCUUGGUGUUGAGGGAGCUGUUUCCUUGUGCCAUCUUCUCUGGGUGUUGAAGAAAGGCAGUCUCCCAAGACUUUGUCCUGAAGCUGUACUGCCCAUGAUGUGCCAAAGCUUUAAAGGCUUUCCCCUUCCUGAACUGUCCCUCGCUGCUGAAGCGGCUCAGCCUGUUUCUGAAGCCAUCAGUGACCUGUGGCCCCUUCUACUGUAGCACAGGAAUGGCACUGCUGUGUUGGAGCUUCUCUUCCUAAAGAGGUUUCUGUAUUUUCACUGCAGCUCUGCCUAACCAGUGUUUUCUUUUUGAGGGUCAAGCCUAUCAGUACUCAGUCUGUAGACAGAGAUGAGAGAGAAAAAUUAUUAACUCAUAAGUGUGUCUCAGACAUGAGCAGGGUUGGAAGCUUCACACAAGCAUCUUUGAAAAGAUGCACAGGGGGAGAAGGAGAUCAGCUCUUACUGACAUUACCUAAAGGGAUGUACUCAAA
Molecule: messenger RNA, 2615 nt
Organism: Numida meleagris (helmeted guineafowl)
Lineage: Eukaryota; Metazoa; Chordata; Aves; Galliformes; Numididae
Gene: TBX15
Product: T-box 15
Exons: 8
Coding region: 1-1806 (601 amino acids)
Biological process (GO): positive regulation of DNA-templated transcription; cell fate specification; regulation of transcription by RNA polymerase II
Cellular component (GO): nucleus
Molecular function (GO): DNA-binding transcription factor activity, RNA polymerase II-specific; RNA polymerase II cis-regulatory region sequence-specific DNA binding
Source: RefSeq, a predicted model, not a curated record